GUGUUAAGGUUUUGAUAACUGCGUAAAGAUAGGGUUAGGCUUUCAAGUCUGUCAUAGGAUUUGUAACAAGGGUUUGUGUUUCAAACUAGUGGUUCAAACCAUUGUUGGUUUUUAAAAGUUUCAUUCAAAAACAGUGAUAGUGUUCCAAGUGAAGUUGUACUAGAGUUUCCAGUGUCUGAGGCAUACCACGAUUUAAAACCCAACCAUACUCAGAUUUGAAACUGCAACCUGUCUCAUGACUACUUUCAGGCUCAUCGUCACGGUGUGAAACCACAACGAAGACGUCGAUAAAGUUACCGUCUUUGUCCCCAGAAGGCCGGUCCACAAGCGAUCCUCCGGGUCUGCCUUUAGUAACUCAGAUUCAGGCUCCCAUGCUGCCGCCUGCCCCUUACCCCAACUUCCUCUUGGAGCAUUCUCAACCUCCUGAACCCCAAACGGACACUCACCCCUCCAGAGAAGUAUCCGCAGACCUGCCUCACACCCAUGCAACAGAUUCAGUCCUGCAUGAGAUCUCUCUUCAAAGGCCUCCUCCUUUCCGGACCGGUUCUCCUACUGAGCAACCUUCCUGGCCCCGAGGGCUCAAUGUGUCUGGUGCCCAGCAGGAUCACCCUGUGGAGUCACUGAUGGCGGAAGACGAAUCGCAGAGGAACACCUCGCAGUCCCCCAUGACCAGCAACGACCCUCGAUCCAGGGUGACUCCGCAGUCCCCACCAUGGCUCCCCGUACUGGAGAAACACGACGUGCCCAUUGUGGUGGGCGUGGGUGUGUCUCUGGCCUUCAUCUUCAUCACAGUGGCCUUCUACUCCGUGGUGCAGAAGAACGAGCCAGCACCCACCGGACGUGCAGCUGAAGAGAUCGAGAAGACCAUGCAAACUCACGUUCCAAGAAAACGACGGGCGGCUCUCGAGGAACUCAUGGUUGACAAUGCGGUGUGCAACAGGCUGCCUUCCAGCGAGCGUUUCCACAAGGACAAGCUGGCCUCCGCCUGCGUAAAACUCUUUGAUGCCUAUCACUAUGACUUCUAUUUAGCGUUGCUGGGUAACAGACCUCUAAGGUUGGACGACAUCCUUUGCUACAAGACGUCCACAGUGUGUGUGGACAUAAAAGAAGAAGAAGAGGACAUCGAUGAAGAGUUUGUUGGGGAUACAGAAAACAAGUUGACUGACGCUUUUCAAAAGGACGACAAUGAAAAAGUGCACGUUGAGAAGACCGUCCCUCCCGCCUUAAAAGAGGAGUUUUGA
Molecule: messenger RNA, 1241 nt
Organism: Syngnathoides biaculeatus (alligator pipefish)
Lineage: Eukaryota; Metazoa; Chordata; Actinopteri; Syngnathiformes; Syngnathidae
Exons: 3
Coding region: 372-1241 (289 amino acids)
Source: RefSeq, a predicted model, not a curated record